AUGGCUACCACAACCAAGAAGACUCUCCGCGAGAUUAACAUCUCUGGCACCGAUUUCCAUACCGAAGCAAUCUCAACGAGCUUAGAUGAUAAGAAAUCCAUUUCGCGACUACGCAUUGCAAUCAUUGGAAGUGGAGUCUCUGGUUUUGCUGCACUUUGGGGUUUGAAAAGCACCCAGCACGAAAUACAUUUAUACGAAAGCCAAGACUACUUUGGUGGGCACACCCAAACUGUAGAAUGGAGGAAUCUCCACGGAGAAGGAACAACAAACGUUGGCAUCGCCUUCGCCCUAUUCAACUGCCUCACAUAUCCAAACUUUGCUGCCUUCGUCAAGCAUUUAAAGCUCCCGGCCCACCCUCUGAGAGUGACAUUCGGUCUAAGUAGGGAUAGCGGAUCCUUAGAAUGGUCCUCCCGCUCCAUCUGCACCCUCUUCUCACAACGUCAAAAUUUCUUCUCCCCCACCUUCUAUCGGAUGCUCUUCGACGUGUUGCGUUUCAACCACCGCGCUUGCUUAGUCCUCUCCCCUUCUUACGCCUAUCCAUCGGACUCUAUCUUUGACUACCUUAACCAAAACCAAUACUCCUUAGCCUUUCAAAACGGCUACUUGAUCCCACUGGUCUCAAGCCUUUGGGUCCACGACCCAGAUCAAACAUUAAAUAGCAUUCCGAUGGUGAUGCUGAUUAGGUAUCUACAUAAUCAUCGCAUAUUGAACAGUUUUGGGAAGAGCCUGGAGUGGUUAGUUCUUGAGCAGGGUGCGAAACAAUACGUCGAUGCUAUCCUAGCUGAUAUCCCUUCCGAGCGAUUGCACAAAUCGACUCCCAUUAUAAAUGUCUCGUCUUCGGAAGGAGGGAAACUUGCCUUGCGUUUAGAAAACCGGAAUGUGGAAUACUUCGACCGUUUCAUGCCCCGCAACCGCAAAGCAUGGUGUGCGUAUAACUACCACGACUUCACCUCAUCCAAACUCUCCCCGUCUCGGGUCUCUUUAACAGCAAACCUCAACACCAUCCCAUCCCACGACAUUCUGCUCACAGGCCCAAUCUUCACGACGUUGAAUCCCAUCCAUCUCCCUUCUCUGUCCACAAUCCAAGGCAUUUACCACCACAAACACCCCAUCUUCGACCACCAGGCCCAAACCGCCCAAGCCGAAAUGGGGAAACUUCAAGGGAAGAGAGAUAUUUGGCUUGCUGGUGCGUGGUUGGGGUAUGGGUUUCAUGAAGAUGGAUUCAGGAGCGGGAUUGAGGCUGCGAGGGCGAUUGAGCCACGGAUUAAAUUGCUGUUUCGGAUUGUGGAUUGGAAUAAUAGAGGGUUGUGCAAGAGGUGA
This is a messenger RNA of Hyaloscypha bicolor E, 1320 nucleotides long. RefSeq lists its product as uncharacterized. NCBI's taxonomy places the organism in Eukaryota, Fungi, Ascomycota, Leotiomycetes, Helotiales, Hyaloscyphaceae. The record is from RefSeq and is a predicted model, not a curated record. Gene Ontology annotation, molecular function: oxidoreductase activity. The coding region runs from base 1 to 1320 and encodes 439 amino acids. The transcript is spliced from 5 exons.